Molecule: messenger RNA, 1872 nt
Organism: Drosophila rhopaloa
Lineage: Eukaryota; Metazoa; Arthropoda; Insecta; Diptera; Drosophilidae
Exons: 4
Coding region: 346-1608 (420 amino acids)
Source: RefSeq, a predicted model, not a curated record
GCAUUGCUUGACCAGUCCGGGUGAGCGGGGAAAGCUCCAACUACUGUCACCCACCUGUAUCCCGGGAGGGUCUUUGGCAGACGAUGCUCAGUGUCCGAGUUGUUGACGAACCAGUUAGACGGGCGACUGGCAUUGCUUUCGGGGCGUUGAGAAGUGCGCACCUCACCCACCUCGACUGCGUGCAGUAAAAUAAAAAUAACAUCGCGGGGCCUAAAACAAGAAAAACAUUCUCGAUAAGGAAAGGCGAGGCAAAACAGUUGCGCCGCACACUUCGGACCGGGAACAACGCAUAACCGACCCGAUCCGAUCGCCGCAGUGAGCUCAUUCCGGCGGAAUCACAACGACAUGCCCGAUAACAGCAACAAGUUCUGCGCCUCCAACGAUGUCCGCAUUCCGGCCUGGAUCAACGAGGCCUACUUCAAGCGGCUGCUCAAGCGCGAGUUCCGCGAAUUCCGUCGCAUCCUAAACCUCUCGAUUAUUCCGGCCACACCGCCCGGCGAGACCUACACCUCGCUGCUGAUGCGCAUCGUCAUUGACAUUGAGAUGAAAGAUGGAUUUUCUCAGCAAAAGUCGUACAUAGUAAAGACCAUGCUAGACGAUGCCCAGGGAAAUGGUGGCUUCGUGAACACCCUCAAUAUAUUUCCAAAAGAGAAGAUGAUGUACGAUACGAUCAUUCCGCAAUUGGAACUUAUUUACGAGCAGGCUGGACUGAGUGUGAAAUUCGCACCCAAGUGCCACUGGUCGGAGGAAAUUAACGGACGGAUCUGCAUGGUGCAGGAGGAUCUGCAAACAAAAAAAUAUAGGAACAUCAGUCGCCUGAAAGGCUUUGACAUGCCCCAAAUGCAACGGGUGCUGGAGAAAUUGGCCGAAUUCCAUGCUGCGAGUGCCGUUUGGCGUCAGCGGAACGGACCCUUUCCAGAGGAAUUUCAACGAAUCUACCUUCCCGCCAACUACAACCGAUCCAAGUCUUAUCAGGCGAGGAUCCAGAGCUAUAAGAUAGCUAUAGCCAGUUGGGGUCUGGAGGAUCACGAGCAGUACGUGAGUCGCAUCCCCACGGCCGAUCAAUUUGUGCAAUCCUAUGCCCGCUGCUUCAGCAACAAUCCGCAUGAAUUCAAAGUGCUUAAUCACGGUGAUUUCUGGUCCAGUAACAUAAUGUUGAAUUACACCCAGUCUGGGGAUGUCAACCAAGUUCGUUUCGUGGAUUUCCAGCUGUGCAAAUGGGGCAGUCCGGCUCAGGACUUAUGGAACUUUAUAAUAUGUUCCGCCAGACAUAGCAUAAGGAUCCAGAAUUUUGACUGCUUCGUAAGAAUUUAUCAUACUCACUUAGUGCACUGUCUAAAGAUCCUGAAAUACGGUGAGAGAAUGCCAAUGCUCAGAGAACUGCAUAUGAACAUGAUAAAAUAUGGAUUUUGGGGUUACUUUACGACCUUCACCCAUCUGGUGUUCAUCCUGCUGCCCGUGGACACGGAGGCCAGUUUGGUUAAGCUAACGCAGCCUGGAGAGGAAGGAGAUCGGUUCCGGGCGAAGGUCUACACAAAUCCACUUUACGUCCGAGCUGCCCUCAGUAUAUUUCCCUUCCUCUACCGGCGUGGCAUUCUAGACUUUUGAAGCGUUUCUACUUAUAUCUAGGUGACCUAUUCCGGAAUAUCAAUACACGUUUAUUUACUAAUAGACGAAAUUAAAAUUUCUUGAAAAAUAAUUCCACAUUUCACUUUUAAAAGAAAAGACAAAUCAGUGAAAGUUUAUAACCCAUAACUUCCAUCUCAUUUAUGCCGACUUCGACUGAGCUACAAUAAAAAAAAUGUUUGAUGUUAUUAAAAUAAUCCAACAUCUUAUAAUAAAAACUGAGUAUUUUAUUUUGUAUCAAGAAAA